UAAACAACAAACUCGCGUUUCAACCGCGAUGGCGAACGUACCGCAAGAAUUAUCGACUAUUUGCCGAUUUUGUUUGUGCCAGAACGUGAAACUUCUGCUGCCGAUUGUGAAAACCUUGCACACACUGUUAACAAUCGAAGACAUUGAAAGAUUCACCGGGAUUGAGAUCGACCCGACAAACCUAUCGUACACAGUGUGUCUGGAAUGUAUAAACAAAUUGAAAAUAUCUACCGAUUUUCGAUCGUUGUGCUUAACUAAUGAUGUACGCUUUAAAUUGCUGCACAGUAUGCUGGUUUCAAGUGCCGAAAGCGCACCGCACGAACCCACAGAAAUGGAUUACGAUAGUUUCGAACAGAAUCGUGCGGAACAUAGCUACGACGAAUCAGUUUCUAGCCAAAGUCACUACGGAGAACGCAUACACACAGAAAAGCGCACUGAAUAUCGUCAGCAAACACGGAACACAACCAAAGGGCAAACGGCGCCAGGGGAAGAUGCACACUUCUACUCCGCCAAUUACAUCGAGCCUGGUGUAACGUUAGUUUCGGACGAAGAGGAUAUUGAUGAGAAGGAUUUUAUAUUCACCCAACUAAACACUUCCCAUUUUCCGUCAGUCAAAUACGAGCGACAGCGUGGAAAGCGAAAACUACACCUUUGCAACGUGUGCGGUAUUUUCGUAAAGCACAUACCGAAACAUAUAAUCAAUCACGAGGACGAUAUUACAGAAGCAUGCCCACACUGUCCCGUAAAAAUGAAGCAAAAAACCAACCUAAUUGCUCACAUCAAAACGGUUCACCUGAAAACAAUCAACAAAACGUGCGAAAUAUGCGGCAAAGGAUUUGUGCAUCAUAAAACAUACCGAUAUCAUAUGAAAUCACACCAGGACGAGGGAAGAGUAUUUGAAUGCCAGUCGUGUUUGAAAACGUUCAGCCACUCAAAUGCUUUAAAGGACCACUUCAAUCGACUUCACAAUAUCGCGAGGAAGCAAAAAUGAACCAUAGUAUG
Molecule: messenger RNA, 1002 nt
Organism: Anopheles maculipalpis
Lineage: Eukaryota; Metazoa; Arthropoda; Insecta; Diptera; Culicidae
Product: zinc finger protein 37-like
Exons: 3
Coding region: 29-991 (320 amino acids)
Biological process (GO): regulation of transcription by RNA polymerase II
Cellular component (GO): nucleus; chromosome
Molecular function (GO): zinc ion binding; chromatin insulator sequence binding
Source: RefSeq, a predicted model, not a curated record